UUUUCCAAUGGCACGGACCAAACAAACUGCUAAAAAGUCUGCUGGUUUUCGAAAAGAAAUAGUUGCUGCAAAAGCUAUUGCUUCCAAACGAAUGCGUGUCCAGCUGGCUACUAAGCGAUGUCCGCGAGUUUUUCCGAGUUACAAGGAGUUACCUCCCGUGAAGAUGCAACAGAAGCGAUAUCACAAGAAGGGAUCUCUCGCCCUUAAAGAAAUUCGCCGCUUCCAAAAAUCAACAAAUCUUUUGAUCCCUCGUGCUCCUUUCAUUCGUCUGGUUCGAGAUGUUGCUAAUUCUAUUACUGGUGAACAAUACAAAUGGCGAGGGUUAGCUCUAGUUGCUCUUCAGGAGGCCGCUGAAUACUACUUGGUAAACCUCUUUGAAGAUUCUAAUUUAUGUGCUCUGCAUGCUUCUCGUGUUACAAUUAUGCCCAAGGAUAUUCAACUUGUACGCAAAAUUCGUGGAGAGACAACAACAUUGCCGUCAAUUGCAUUACGUUAA
Messenger RNA from Meloidogyne enterolobii, 496 nucleotides. Lineage: Eukaryota; Metazoa; Nematoda; Chromadorea; Rhabditida; Meloidogynidae. The record is from the annotation of a GenBank genome assembly.